Messenger RNA from Agrilus planipennis (emerald ash borer), 4236 nucleotides. Its product is annotated as tectonin beta-propeller repeat-containing protein. The transcript has 14 exons. The coding region runs from base 342 to 4136 and encodes 1264 amino acids. Gene Ontology annotation, cellular component: membrane. The record is from RefSeq and is a predicted model, not a curated record. NCBI's taxonomy places the organism in Eukaryota, Metazoa, Arthropoda, Insecta, Coleoptera, Buprestidae. Gene Ontology annotation, molecular function: carbohydrate binding.
UAAAUAGUGUUACUGUUAUUUUUUAAAAUCAAGAAAUUUCGGUUUACUCAUUGCUUAUUUCUUAUACUGGGUCGGUACUGUAAUCACAAUCGAUUGCACACAUCCCAUAUUGUCAAUACUUUUUGUGAAGUAAACAUGUCAUAAACAUUAAAGUAAACAUGUAAUGUUUGUAUAAUGAGGUGAAAAGUCAAGAUUGGUCAAGAUGAUGUCAAAAUAUAUCCCAAAAAGUAAAAUAUAUGAAUUUUUAACUACGUAAUGACAUAAUAAUUAUUCCCUUUUUGUUCCGCAUGUUUAAUAAUUUUUAUUAUAAAAUACCUAUUAUAGGCGAAAAAGUGUAAGGGAUGCCAAGUUCAUUGUUAUUUGGAAUAAAUAAUGAAGGUAGAGUUCACACCCUCUCUACAUCAUCAACUUUAUGGAGAGAAUUACCUUAUGCUGGUCAAGAAUUUAAGAAGCUUUCAGCAGUGCCCCAUUUUUUAUGGGCCUUAGGUGGAGAUCAUCAAGUUUAUGUUUAUGUUCAUGGAUUAGAUAUACCAAUAAAAGUAAGAGAGGAGUCUUAUGAAAAUGAGCGCUGGAUACCUAUUGAAGGUUUUUCUUCGCGUCUUUUACCAACUGAUCGUUUUCAUUUCUCAAGUGAAGAUGGUACUGCUGACAGAUCAAUUGAUAAGAUAAGACUACCAUCUAUGGCAUGGCAGUGGGAAGGUGAUUGGAAGUUAGAGUUGACAUUAGAUGGUCAACCAUUGGAUCAUGAUGGUUGGACAUAUGCUGUGGAUUUUCCAGCUCAGUAUUAUCAAAGAAAACAAUGGUCCAGUUAUGUUAGAAGAAGGUUAUGGGUUCGGUCAAGACGUUACAGUGCAAUGAAUUCUUGGUGUGCUAUUGCACCUUUACAUAAAGAUGCUACAGCCGAACCCUUCAUUGACAUUUCAAUUGGUGGACAAGGCGUUGCAGGUGCUGAACCUGGGACAAUGUUGGUUUGGGCCGUUACCUCACAUAACAGGGUGAUGUUUCGAUCUUGUGUUUCAACCAAAUCUCCAGAAGGUGCAAAGUGGCUUCAUGUAACAACACCCCCUAGUUGCGAGGUUUGUCAGCUGAGCGUGGGAUCAACAGGUCUUGUUUGGGCUGUUCUCUUGGAUGGAAGAGCGUUAGUACGAGUGGGAGUCACUAGAGACAGCUUAUUUGGAGAUGCAUGGGUUGAAAUACGGAGUCCUACUGAAGGUGUUCGACUGUCCCAUAUAUCUGUGGGGAACUGUGCAGUGUGGGCAGUAAGUCAAGAAAAACAAGUUUGGUUUCGAAAGGGUGUGAAAGGCGAAGGUGCUGGAACAAGCGAAGAACAUGCAACGGGUUGUGGCUGGGUUGAAAUGGUUGGAAGAAUGUCUAUGAUAUCAGUGGCUGCUAACGACCAAGUAUGGGGUGUGGGUGCAAGUGACCGAAUAAUUUAUUUCCGAAUGGGUGUUACCAGUUCGGAUUUGACAGGCAAGAGAUGGCGAGCGUUACAUGCACCUCUUCAAGUUAGCCGAGCUAGUAGUAAUGCAAGUCUCAGUAGAGAAAAACUAAAUCACAGUCUUACAUCUUUGACUAAUAGACCUCACAGUAUUACCGAAACAACUGCAGAUGUAACAAAUUCGAAUUGGGAAGAGCAGAGUCAUUCAGCUCCUACUGCUCCCAUGUCAUUACCAGUUGGAGAUCUGACGGGUAAACAUUUUGAAACAACUUUAAAAAAUCCAAAAGCAUGGAGUCCUGUUCGUUCGGUGGGAUCGGUAGUAGGUACUGAAGCUCAUCCAGAAUCUGAUCAAAGUGUUUGGCAGGCAGACAGUAACAGCUAUUCAAGUUUCUAUUUCCCUGAAGAUGAAGAGCUUUGCUGGGCAGAAUGUGAGGCUGCUUGGACAUGGGUUGAAGCAGGUGCUUGUACUGUAGACGCAGUGCAGUUACCGAACUGGUUUGUAGAAGCAGCGUUACUUCAACAAGUAGAUUUAGACAAACCGUGGCGAUUAAAAAUAUUAUCUGAACUAAAAGAUCGAAUUCCAGUGGAUGAACGGUUUUCACAAUACGAAAAGUGUAAUGAUACUACUUCGUGGGUUCACACUGGAGAAGCAAAAGUUAGCAUAAAAUCACAUGGAGAGUUUUUAGACUGCAUUAUACAAUUAGAGUGGAUGUACAGUAGUGGUACUGUGACGGUUUUAAACCCAGAUGGAGCUACGACUUUGCAUCAGUUUAGUGUGAACGAAAUCACAUGCAUUCAAAACUGUAGCGAACCAGGAAAUCCCCGUUUGAUCGUGCACACGCCACGUAUAUUACCAGAAUAUAUAAGAUUUCAAUUUUUUAAUGAUACUACUCUCGAGGAGUGGCAAUCACAUUUAACAGCAGCUUGUGGACAAGUGAAAAACAUCUCAGGACCAGCCCAUACAAAUAGUUUGUGGGCGGUAACUAAAUUAGGUGAUGUUUUCGUUACCGAUUCCAAAGAAAUACUAGAAAUACAACGUCAAAACGAGAGAUACAUUGUAGAAGUUGAUCUUGGUGCGAAACAAGAAUUUAUCGUUCAUUAUUUAGACACAGGAUUGUCACCUGGUUCAGAACUAGAGAUUUAUGGAUGUCUAACUGAUGACGUCGACAGAUUUGCCAUUAAUCUUGACGUUCACACAAGCUAUAAACCCAAACACAAAUCGUAUGUCGAUUUUAAAAAUUGCGCUUUGCAUUUUAACCCUCGCUUUUCUGAUGGUGUGAUCGUUAGAAACAGCCUGAUUGGAGGCAAAUGGGGAGAAGAAGAACGUGACGGAGGUUUGCCUUUUGAACCAGGCCAAGAAUUUCAUGUGAUAUUCGUAGUUCGUGAAGAUGCCUUUGUCGUUUACGUAAAUGAUAAGCAAUUUUGUACAUACAAACACCGAUUACCGCCCUAUUUUAUCUCUAGUCUAGGAAUAUGGGGUCAAGUGCAACCAUUCAAAUUAAAAAUUAAAAGUCCUGUACCUCUAGUGUCUCCUAUUGACUUUUAUUGGAGACAAAUGUGCGGACAUUUGAAAAAAGUCGAAUCCUGCAGGGCUGGUGUAACAUGGGCAAUUGGUUUCGAUCGAACAGCUUGGGUAUACACGGGCGGAUGGGGCGGAGGCUUUUAUAGUACUAUCGAUAGUCACAACGUUCAUCCGAUGACUGAUUCUCAGGACUAUAAAGUGUAUGAAAACCAAAGAUGGAAUCCUCUUACUGGUUAUACCUCAACUGGUUUACCAACUGAUCGCCACAUGUGGAGUGAUGUGACAGGUAAACAAAAACGUACACGUGAUCAAGUCAAAUUAAUGUCGAUGCAUUGGCAAUGGGUGUCUGAGUGGUUAAUCGACUUCCAUGUACCGGGAGGUGUAGACAAAGAUGGAUGGCAAUAUGCCAUAGAUUUUCCAGCAACUUACCAUGCCAACAAACACUUUACAGAUCUAGUUCGACGCCGCAGAUGGUACAGGAAGUGUGCAAUAGCAACGACAGGUCCCUGGCAGGAACUAGGGCAUACUAAACUUCUCGACGUUACUUUGGAAUUGGUCGAUGAUGAACCGAACGAAAAAAUUGCCGUGUGGGCUUUAGCGUCGGGUGGACAAGCCAUGAUACGGUUUGGAGCUUCAAAAGAAAACCCAGUGGGGAGUAUGUGGGAACAUGUCAGUAGUUCGCAACCUCUGAGCAGCAUUAGUUGUGGCCCGUUCAAACGUGUAUGGGUAACAGGUAAAAAUGGUUGUGCGUAUUGGCGGGUAGGUAUAACUUUGGAAAAACUUGACGGGACUUCCUGGGCCGUUGUGGAUCCGCCAUGUGGCAACCAACUAAAACAAAUUGCUUGCGGCGAAGCUGGUGUUUGGGCAAUAGACACUUUAGGAAAAUUGUAUAUGAGAACAGAAGUUAGUCCCACCACUCCUGAAGGUACUCAUUGGUACAUGAUCCCAGUAGAUCCGUCUUUAUUAGGACACGCUCAAAAUAAACUUGGUGAUACCGCAUUAAAUGAAACUACUUUUAAAUAUGUUUCCGUGGGUAAACGAGAAGUAUGGGUGACCACUAGUACCGGAUUAUUACUCAGACGUCAUGGUGUACAUUCGUCUAAUCCCUUAGGCUCAGGAUGGGAUCAGGCUAUUUCGAGUAAUUGGCAAUAUGUAUCAGUGAAAGGCUUCAACUAAAGAUUUUGAGUUAUAUAAUUUUUAAUGUGAUUUAAAAUAACUUAUUAUGCUAUUAUUUAUUAAAAGUGCUAGUAUUAAUAGCGUAUAUAUUCUUCAGUAA